Arxiozyma heterogenica is the source of this 933-nucleotide messenger RNA. RefSeq names its product prohibitin subunit PHB2 (gene PHB2). The record is from RefSeq and is a predicted model, not a curated record. Gene Ontology annotation, biological process: mitochondrion organization. The coding region runs from base 1 to 933 and encodes 310 amino acids. Lineage: Eukaryota; Fungi; Ascomycota; Saccharomycetes; Saccharomycetales; Saccharomycetaceae. The transcript has a single exon. Gene Ontology annotation, cellular component: membrane; mitochondrion.
AUGAAUGGUCCUAACGAUUUUCAAAGAUAUGCCAAAGCUUUUCAACAACAAGUCUCAAGGGUACAGAGAACUGGUGGCCGUGGCAGAGGUGGUAACCCACUGGGUGGUAUGUUUGCGGGUCUCGGAGGGUUGAUUUUGUUGGGUGGUACUGCAUUACUGGCCAAUUCCGCACUGUUCAAUGUGGAUGGUGGUCACAGAGCUAUUGUGUAUUCUAGAAUAGGCGGGAUCUCCCCGAAGAUAUAUAACGAGGGGACCCAUUUUGUGGUGCCAUGGUUAGAGACCCCGAUUAUCUAUGAUGUUAGAGCGAAACCACGUAAUGUUGCAUCUUUGACUGGCACAAAAGAUUUGCAGAUGGUCAACAUCACUUGUAGAGUGUUGUCAAGACCAGACGUGAGCCAGUUGCCUAUCAUAUAUAGAACUUUGGGACAGGACUACGAUGAAAGAGUGUUGCCUUCUAUAGUCAACGAGGUGUUGAAAUCUGUGGUAGCACAGUUUAAUGCAUCGCAAUUGAUUACGCAGAGAGAGAAAGUUUCAAAAUUGAUUCGAGAAAAUUUGGUUCGUCGGGCAAGCAAAUUUAGUAUUCUUUUGGAUGACGUAUCCAUCACCUAUAUGACAUUUUCACCAGAAUUUACUAAUGCUGUGGAGGCCAAGCAAAUCGCUCAACAAGACGCGCAAAGAGCAGCUUUCAUUGUAGAUAAAGCAAGACAGGAGAAACAGGGGAUGGUUGUUAAGGCACAGGGUGAAGCCAAAUCCGCGGAGUUGAUUGGUGAAGCUAUUAAAAAAUCAAGAGAUUACGUUGAAUUGAAGAGACUAGAUACUGCAAAAGAGAUUGCUAAUAUCCUGGCGAAAUCGCCAAAUAAAGUCAUAUUGGAUAAUGAAUUGUUGUUGUUGAAUACUACUGUUGAUUCCAGAAUAAACGAAAAGAAGAAAUAG